Molecule: messenger RNA, 1524 nt
Organism: Liolophura sinensis
Lineage: Eukaryota; Metazoa; Mollusca; Polyplacophora; Chitonida; Chitonidae
Product: EGF-like repeat and discoidin I-like domain-containing protein 3
Exons: 9
Coding region: 122-1183 (353 amino acids)
Cellular component (GO): membrane
Molecular function (GO): calcium ion binding
Source: RefSeq, a predicted model, not a curated record
CCCGGUCACGUGAAGAGGCUUCCAUAACGUAACUUUGGGCGCUCUGGUUUUGGGGUUUAGAAAAUUACCAGAAAUCUCAGUGUUGAAAAGUAAUCCCGGUAUACCGUUUCCUUGGCACAUAAUGUGGAGGGUUUUAGGCCUGGUGAUCCUGACAUCGUCAGCAACGGUCGAAGCCAGUUUCUUCGAGGUGCAGUACCCCAACGUUGACGUAUUCUCAGAGGAGAAUGGAAAUGUAACCGUGCAGGCCGGAGAAUCAGGCAAUAUACUUAUCACACCCGGGGCUGGAGGGAAAGUGUACAUUGGAGAUACAGUGUUCUCUGAACUUGCAACGAUAAUCUUGAGCUUACCACCUAUUUGGUCCCAAAGUCUCGGCGAUGGAAGACUGGGCACAUUUUCGUCAGGCCAACCUAUAUCUGUGAGAGUCCUGGCAGAGGAUCCUGAGAGGGGGCCAGUCAAGUACGAAAGGAUAUCGGGAGCUUUGCCCGCUAAUGUGGUCAUUGAUAGUAACACUGGGCGAAUCCACGGCAAACCUCCAGACUAUGACGCCUUGUACAAGUUUGGGAUCAGAGCCACGGAUAACCAUGGGAAAUAUGCGGAUUCCGUGUUCACAAUAGACGUUAGAGCUGUAAAUCAGUGCGACCCCAAACCGUGUAAAAAUGGCGGGAGCUGCACAGACGGCGCAGACGACUUCUUCUGUGUCUGCGCACCAAGCUUUGGGGGAAAGACUUGCGAAGACGUAUGUGUGAACACUGCAUUGGGCGUGAACUUCAAAGAGAAGAAAAUCCCGGAUGCACAAAUGUCUGCCCAUAUGACUCUCCCAGGUUACUUGGCAGCCAAUGGUAGGCUUAACCAUACCAAGGGUUGGGUUGGUACAGCCAAGGGGGCGUGGCUUCAGGUUGAUCUGGGCCAGCCCACUUGGGUAUACGCCGUGGCCAAUCAGAAUUCGCCAGGUGGAUUUCUCACACUGGACUACAACUUAGCCACAAGUCUGGACGGAGCCAGCUUCACAUAUAUUAAAAAUGGAACAGCUAACGAGUUGUUUCCUGGAGGUAAUACCCCAACAAGCGUCACUACAAACGUUCUGACCCAGCCGGUUCAAGCCAGAUUUGUCCGGUUUGUAACAGUCGUUGUCUCCAACAAACCGGGCCUGAGGGUAGAAGUCUACGGAUGCAAGAUUCUGUAAUGAAUAUAUUAGAAUAUAUCCAAACGAACGGAGGAUACUCGCCAAUAUACCAGACCAUACAAUAUUUAAGCUAAUACCUGCAGCUAUUCUGCAACAUAAGAAAGCAUGUGAACCAUUUUAAAGCAGUGUAUAUUUACCAAUCUGUACACAGGAUAGGUUUCGCAACGUCUGAACAAGGGCCUUAAAGACAUUUUACACCAAGUCGUCAGUUUUGCUUUUGCUCUUAUGGUACAUUGUUAUGCCAGAUGGUUAUGAAUGUUUACAUUCCUGUCAUCAAUAUGUACUAUCCAGAUUAUGACCUUCCCAUGUCAUUACAAUGAAAGGAUCGUUCCCGUAUAAAA